CACAGCUUUGAUAGUUCUGGCAGGCGGACCAGCGCCCGUUCCUCCAUCGAGAAAAUCGACGCUUCUGACUAGAAUGGCUGUGUCGGAAGAACAUCAAAUCUUUGUCCGCGGGUACCACAAGCCCACGUUGUCCCCAACGUCGUGUCACUACAUUGCACAGAUCUACGUUUCAAGCUCGCCUCGUGACAGUAGAGCUGUGACGCCUCAUCUAAAUUCACUGUCAGGCCGGCAUCAGAAUGACGGGGAAGAAGAAAGUGGUAACAUCUCCGAUUUCGACACGCCGUGCCACUUCAAUUGUCUCGUUCUGGCGAAUCUGACCGAAGCCAAACUGGUCCUGAAACACCACGAUCAUGGACGAGACUGGCGGUCAAGAGCUGUAGCGUGCAAUCAAUGCAAUGCAUUUCGUUCGAUCCGCCCUUUCUAUUCGACCCACUUGUGUGCAGCUCAUCUUGAUCACUGCUCCCUCUUGGGAAUCUUUUGACGCGUGUUCCGAAUUCCGCACGGAGGGAAAGCUGUUCCAGAUGAGGCACCCGAGUGCUCAAAAGCGUGGGCACAGCAGUCGCCAUAUAAAAACAGUCAUCACUCCGCACUCCCCAGUUUACUUUACUCUACUCCAGUCAGCACUUGUCAUGGACUCCUUCACCUCUGCCCAACUCAACGACCGCAGACGCCGCACUCCUCUUGCCUGCACAAACUGCCGCCAACGCAAAGUCAAGGUGCGCUCCGAGUCCUGGCCGUUGGAGCCCCCCUCUGGCAUAGUCAUCUCAUCUCAUCUGUGCAGUGCAAAGCCGGAGGAGGAGAAAAUUUGUCGCGCGUCUCGUGCGACCGUUGCCUUUCCAAGGGCCUCGUCUGCGAGUUUCACGCGGUCUCGGAAGGCGGCAGUGACUCCUCGACCACGACGCCUGAGACUCUGACUGCGCCGCUACCCCCGGUCACGGGCUGCACUCCAAUGCAAGGAUGCCACAUUACGCUGCGACCCACCAGCACCAGUACGCCGGCCAGUACGCCGAGUUUACGACAUACCCCGACGCGACAUGGCAGUCGCAGCCACAAGCCCAGUACCAGAACCCGAGCGGCGGGCUGCCGCCCGCGGCCUUCAGCCUCCCACAGGCGGGAUACUACCCACCGAGCCAAUGGGUGCAGCAACAACAGCCUCGGCGCUGUGGCUGCCCGCAUCCUUGUUACCACCAACAGCAGUGACCUAUUCUUGUUAUUCUUAUGUAUUGCUACUAGUCGUUGCUAAUGCCCCUGCUUUUGCUGUAUCUAAUGUCGUGCUUUUUGUUUAUUUUUCC
Molecule: messenger RNA, 1292 nt
Organism: Mycena citricolor
Lineage: Eukaryota; Fungi; Basidiomycota; Agaricomycetes; Agaricales; Mycenaceae
Source: the annotation of a GenBank genome assembly